Lepus europaeus (European hare) is the source of this 2364-nucleotide messenger RNA. It is a transcript of the gene KCNN1, whose product is annotated as potassium calcium-activated channel subfamily N member 1. Bases 1 to 2364 code for a protein of 787 amino acids. Lineage: Eukaryota; Metazoa; Chordata; Mammalia; Lagomorpha; Leporidae. The record is from RefSeq and is a predicted model, not a curated record. The transcript has 13 exons. Gene Ontology annotation, molecular function: small conductance calcium-activated potassium channel activity; calmodulin binding. Gene Ontology annotation, biological process: potassium ion transmembrane transport. Gene Ontology annotation, cellular component: plasma membrane; neuron projection; neuronal cell body.
AUGACGGCUGCGGGCGGCCCCGCUUCCAGGAGGGAAUCCCCCGGCCCCGGACUGCCGCAGAAGGUGGGUGGGCGCGCCGCGCUCUUGGGGGAGGGGCGGCCCGAGCAGGAGCCCGUGGCCGGGCUGAGACGCCCGGAGGAGGAAGGGGCGCGGGCCCGCACCCGGGAGCCCGCGCGGUUCCCGUCUGGCCGUGACCUUCGCGGCUCGGGGGUCCGCCGCGCGGGGGGAGGAGGGUCCCCGCCGCCUCACGGUGGAAGCAGAAGUUUCCUGGGGUCUGCGCGCCGGCCUUGCCGGAAGCUGGCGGCCAAGGCGGCCACCCGAGCCUGCGGGGACCCCCCCCCCACGACCUCCCAGCUCCCAAGGCCAGCGCGAGGUCGCCAGGACGAGGGCCCCGCGGCUGCGGCCCCUGGCAGCCCGGCGGUGACCCGGCCCACAGCAGCGGCUUGGCCAGGAGACCCCUGCACCUCGGGCCUCUGCGUGCCCAGCGCGGAGCUCACCGAAGGGGCCAGGUGGUCGGUGAGCCAGACAGGGGUGAGCGCAGCCCUCACGGCCCUGGGGCCUGGGAGUCCCCGCCACCCCCACACGGAUCCCGGGGGGUCCAGCCAGGGCGGGGAGAGGCUGGGGCGGGCGCUCGCCCCCCGGCCGGGCCCGUGCUCUGGGCGGCGGGGAAUGCGCCCGCUGCCGCCGCCCCCGGCCCCGCCGCCCCCGGGCCCCGCGCCCUCCCGCUGCCGCCCGCACCGGCCGCGGCCCCGGCCCCGGCCCCGGCCCCGGCCGGCUCCUGCGGGUCCGCGGCCGCGCGGGACCCUCUCGCCGCCAGCCGCGUGCGCCCGCCGCGGUCCGCAGCAGGUCAGCACCGCCGUGCCGCCGCCGAGCCAUGCGGGCGCCCAGGUCGCCAUGAACGGCCACAGCCACAAUGGCAGCGCGGGGCGGCCGCUGGGCAGCGACGCCCCGGACCCCGAGGCCGGCCGGGGGCAGCGGCAGGAGGGCGAGGCCGAGGGCGAGGGCGAGGACGAGGACGACGGCGCGCGAGCGGGGAGGCCGCCGGCCGCGGGCCACCGCCUGGGCCACCGCCGGGCGCUCUUCGAGAAGCGGAAGCGGCUGAGCGACUACGCGCUCAUCUUCGGCAUGUUCGGCAUCGUGGCCAUGGUCACCGAGACCGAGCUGUCCUGGGGCGUGUACUCCAAGGAGUCGCUGUAUUCCUUUGCACUCAAAUGCCUCAUCAGCCUGUCCACCAUCAUCCUGCUGGGCCUGGUGGUCCUGUACCACGCGCGUGAGAUCCAGCUGUUCCUCGUGGACACCGGCGCGGACGACUGGCGGCUCGCCUUGACGCGGCGGCGUGUGCUGCUCAUCUCGCUGGAGCUGGCCGUGUGCGCCGUGCACCCGCCGCCCGGCCACUCCCGGCUGCGCUGGGCGGCGCGCCUGGCCCUGUCGCGCGCCGAGGCGGACGUGGACGCGCUGCUGUCCGUGCCCAUGUUCCUGCGCCUCUACCUGCUGGGCCGCGUGCUGCUGCUGCACAGCAGGGCCUUCACGGACGCCUCGGGCCGCAGCCUGGGCGCGCUCGGCAAGGUCACGUUCAACGCGCGCUUCGUGCUCAAGACGCUCAUGACCCUGUGCCCAGGCACCGUGCUGCUCGUGUGCAGCGUCUCGUCCUGGGUCAUCGCCGCCUGGACAGUGCGCGUGUGCGAGAGGUACCACGACAAGCAGGAGGUGACCAGCAGCUUCCUGGGGGCCAUGUGGCUCAUCUCCAUCACCUUCCUGUCCAUCGGCUACGGGGACCUGGUGCCGCACACGUACUGUGGGAAGGGCGUGUGCCUGUUCACUGGCAUCAUGGGGGCCGGCUGCACGGCGCUCGUGGUGGCCGUGGUGGCCCGGAAGCUGGAGCUGACGAAGGCCGAGAAGCACGUGCACAACUUCAUGAUGGACACUCAGCUCACGAAGCGGGUGAAGAACGCCGCCGCCAACGUGCUCAGGGAGACCUGGCUCAUCUACAAGCACAGCAGGCUGGCGCGGAGGCCGGACCCUGCCCGCGUGCGCAGACACCAGCGUAAGUUCCUUCAAGCCAUCCAUCAGCUGCGCAGCGUGAAGAUCGAGCAGGGGAAACUGAACGCGCAGGCCACGACGCUGGCCGACCUGGCCAAGACCCAGGGCGUCAUGUUCGACCUGCUGUCCCAGCUGCACGCCCAGCACGAGGAGCUGGACGCCCGGCUGCGGGCCCUGGAGCGCCGGCUGGACGCGCUGGGCGCCUCCCUGCGGACGCUGCCCGGCCUCAUCGCCCAAGCCGUGCGCCCGCUGCCCCGGCCGCGCCCCGGAGCCCGCAGCCCCCUGUGCGCGUGGCCGCCCGUGGCCGCUUCGGACUGCGGGUGA